UUUCUUCGAGUGAAAACAAACUUACUCGCGAAAACUUACCACGUGCGUCACCACUAUUGGUGUUUUCGGCUCCAGUGGUCGCAAACUCUUAUAAAUCUGAUGAAGGUUUAAGAGAUAGUCUUGUGCUUUUUAGGAAGUCGUAUAAUGGUGUAAAUAAUUGCAAAAAUAUCGAUUCAAAAGUCUUCGUAUCCUUUAAACCAUGGCCUCGAUAUAGUCAAUUGAAAAACCACUUAAAAAAGACAAUCAUUUCGGCUGUUGGAAGAUUUAAAAUUGGCAAAAAUAAAACGGUACAUAUUCUUGCUUCCGAAAUAGAAUGGAAUUAUCCUGGAAAUGGAUUUCAAUCUGGCACUUCCGAAGGUUCUAUUGAAAAUCAACUAGAUGCAGUGGAGUCAAGAUAUGGAAUGAUAGAGUCAACCCCAUCAAGAAGACAACAGAAUACCGAAAGUUCUGGAUUUAAUGAUUUUGGCAAUCGACAUGAAAACGAAAAAAGACACGCGGAGAAAGACUCGGUUUUACCAAGAAGACAACAAAGUGCCGAAGGUUCUAAAUUUAACUAUUUUGACGAUCAAUUAGAAAUCAUCGAAGAGAGAUAUACGGAGAGGCAUUCAUCACCAUCAAGAAAACGACAAAGAACCAAUUUCUCCUAG
Molecule: messenger RNA, 647 nt
Organism: Acaulospora morrowiae
Lineage: Eukaryota; Fungi; Glomeromycota; Glomeromycetes; Diversisporales; Acaulosporaceae
Source: the annotation of a GenBank genome assembly